Molecule: messenger RNA, 702 nt
Organism: Kalmanozyma brasiliensis GHG001
Lineage: Eukaryota; Fungi; Basidiomycota; Ustilaginomycetes; Ustilaginales
Exons: 1
Coding region: 1-702 (233 amino acids)
Source: RefSeq, a predicted model, not a curated record
AUGCCCACGCUCACUACCACCUACCUCGAACCGACCUUCUCCAAUAGCGAUCUCCCUCUCCUUGACAGCGACGAGCUCCUCCGAGUGCUCCUCAAGUCAGUCCCUUCAGCUUAUCAAACAUCGAGUCCUGAUCGCACUUUGCGGGCACUUUCAGAGGACGAGCUGCUUGCGGAUCCUGAUUCCCAAGGUCUCCCGCCAAGCGACAGUUCAGAAGUCGCGGGUCCAGCCGCGAUGGCGGAGUCUCGUAUCGAUAGCAUCGCUCGAAGAGGCGUACUCCAUAAGCUUGGUUCGCUCUUCCACAAGCUCACGAACUCUUUGCCUAAAUAUGAGGAUGACCCGCACCCAAUAGUCAAGGUCGAAGCCGAAACAAUCGUAGACCUGACGGAUGAUGACGCUGACGUGCCUGACACGGAAGCAGAUGCCAGCGAAUCCGCUGAAUCGGCAAAAGAGGAAGAGGAGGACGAGAUCGAGGUCGAGUACAUGCUCAUCGCCGCGAAUUGCAUCAUUGCUCCCGCGGAAGCCCCUCUUCCACGAGACGAUGUGUUCCGCAAGAAACCCAGCCGCACGCGACGAGGAAGGAGGGCCAAGACGACCAAGACCGCACCUCGGCUGACGGCUCCACCCGUGAUCAAGCAGCGUCGUCACGUCAACAGACUCAUCAAGACCAAGAGAAAGCGAAGAGCUGUUCCGGGAUUCGCAUGA